This is a messenger RNA of Symbiodinium necroappetens, 1041 nucleotides long. The record is from the annotation of a GenBank genome assembly. Lineage: Eukaryota; Dinophyceae; Suessiales; Symbiodiniaceae.
AUGUUUAGGCAAGGCCGGCACGGACUCGGUCUUGGUCUGGUCUUUCUCGGUGCAGGAAUUUCUUGGUCACGAUCGCCGUGUUUUGCUUGUGCUCCAAGAGGCAACGCUGGGCCUUUUCCUUCCGUCAGUGUGCAAGUUGUGACCUACAAUCGGCCGUCCCUCCUUUUGGAAGCACUUCUUCAGAUCGAAGCGCAAGACUAUCCUACACCCCUCGAGGUGUUGAUCCUUGAUGAUAGUGAUACCAGCAGCGAGAAGGAUGUCCUCCGCUUCGCAGCAAACUCGCGUCAUGACAUCCAGUACCGUUUUCUUUCCGAGAGACUCACCAUCGGAGAGAAGAGGAACCUUGCAGCCGAAUCUACCAGCGCAGAAUUCAUCUGCACUUGGGACGACGAUGACAUUUACACUGUAGACCGCGUGCGAUUGCAAGCAGAGUUCUUGAGUGGCAACCGGCGCUGCAAUUGUGUGGCAAUUGAGAGGCGCUUCUUCUACUGGCUGAACGAAGAUGUGCUACGCGGGUGCGAGGACGUGCAAUUUCUGCCUUUGGAGAAUACGUUGUGCUUCCGUCGGCGGUGGUUUGAGGCAGGGCGCCGCUUCGCUGCCGGAAGCUUGAAUGAGGGUCUCGGUCUUCUGCGUGGGCCGACGGGUGUCAAGCAUCCGGGAAGGCUUGGGAUCCUGCCGAUCUCUGCGGAGGAGUUGCCCUUCCUGUACAUCAAACACAGUGGCUCGAUGACUGGCACCGGCAAAGAACCCUAUGCCAAACAAGGCGCAGAGAUCUCUCUGCUGCCACUGGUACGAGCUUGCCACUUGGGCCGAUUUCCAGACUUGCCUUCGCGCACAAAUCAUUCGCGCAUCCUCCGGGCUGUACGAGAGCUUUUGAGAGAUCUGAUCUCCGGGGAUUUGGACGACCUCCGUGCAACGGGAGAUGCCAUCAAGGCUGCAAGAUAUCUCGAAGCACUGACGGGGGUCAGGCCACAAGAUGAGUCGCUUCAAGGACUCCUCGACGGCAUUGGAGAGUUGCAAGCAGCUCUUGUUACAGGCUGA